GAAGAAGAAGAAGAAGAAGAAGAAGAAGAAGAUCAAAGGUCGCCUGCACACAGAUCUGCCUCCAGAGCCUCAGCAGGUUGUGCUUUCUAUUAGGUCCUCGUCCCUGAAUGUGUCUCUAGUUGGAGUCCGGGUGCAGUUAUCAGUGAGGUCGCUGGGUCUCUCAGGUGGGUCAUGGCUCCUGCAGUGAGCUCCUCGGUGUGGUCACCUGUCAGACUGUGUUUGUGUUGGAGGAGCAGCAGGAUGCUCCCUGUGCACGGGGUGGGUCGGAGGAGUUUGUGUCCAGCUUCAGGUGCUGCAGCUCUGUGCAGACAGAAGCACCGUCCCUGCCGCGCUGGGUCCCGGGGUUUUUUCUCUCGGGGUGGCGGUUCAGACGGGGAGCAGCAGACCCUGCAGGACGUCGCUCAGAGCCUCAGAGAGCGCCACGUCAAGAGGGUGGUGGUGAUGGCCGGAGCCGGGAUCAGCACGCCCAGCGGCAUCCCAGACUUCAGGUCUCCAGGCAGCGGUCUCUAUGACAACCUGCAGCAGUACGAGCUGCCGUACGCAGAGGCCAUCUUCGAGAUCGACUUCUUCCAUCAGAACCCCGACCCGUUCUUCGCCCUUGCCAAAGAGCUGUACCCCGGGAACUACCGGCCCAACCUGACCCAUUACUUUGUGCGUCUGCUUCACGAGAAGGGUCAGCUGCUCCGGAUGUACACGCAGAACAUCGACGGCCUGGAGCGGCUGGCGGGGAUUCCUCCUGAGAUGUUGGUGGAGGCUCACGGGACGUUUGCCACGGCGACCUGCACCGUCUGCAGGAGGAAGUACGAGGGGGAGGAGCUACGACCUGACGUGAUGAGCGGGGCGGUCCCGCGGUGCUCCACCUGUACAGGUGUGGUGAAGCCUGACAUCGUGUUCUUCGGGGAGGAGCUUCCUCGCCACUUCCUUAGGUACCUGACAGACUUCCCUGUGGCGGACCUGCUGGUGGUCAUGGGGACGUCUCUGGAGGUGGAGCCGUUCGCCAGCCUGGCAGGAGCCGUGAGGAGCUCCGUCCCUCGCCUGCUCAUAAACCGGGAUCUGGUGGGUCCGUUUGCCUGGCGCCGGCGGCCUCAGGACAUCGUUCAGCUGGGUGACGUCGUCGGUGGCGUCCAAGCUCUAGUCGACGCCCUAGGCUGGAGUCAGGAGCUCGACGCUCUGAUGGCGGCCGGAGGUCAGACGGCCGCCACCAAACCGGAGGAGUGACUGAGUCACUGCAGCAACCUCAGGUGUGACCUCAUCGUCUGCACGCCGCAGACCGUCUGCACGCCGCAGACCGUCUGCACGCCGCAGACCGUCUGCACGCCGCAGACCGUCUGCACGCCGCAGACCGUCUGCACGCCGCAGACCGUCUGCACGCCGCAGACCGUCUGCACGCCGCAGACCGUCUGCACGCCGCAGACCGUCUGCACGCCGCAGACCGUCUGCACGCCGCAGACCGUCUGCACGCCGCAGACCGUCUGAUGAGCCCACAGACUGGAUCAUGAGGAUCUGUAGUUUAACAAACAUGAUCCUCAGACUAACGUGGUUCUAACUCAGCAGAGAGGAAGCCUCGCCUGGUGCUCGGUGACUCAGCAGCUCUGAGUUUAUAUUUGUUGUGUUUUAUUUCAGGAUCAGCUGAUCGUCAUGUUUCUUCAGCAGCUUUGGUUUCAUGGGAAACUUUACAGAUAUGAAUAAAAAGAUAUUUAUCUCUAA
This is a messenger RNA of Notolabrus celidotus (New Zealand spotty), 1707 nucleotides long. RefSeq names its product sirtuin 3 (gene sirt3). The transcript is spliced from 9 exons. The coding region runs from base 172 to 1218 and encodes 348 amino acids. NCBI's taxonomy places the organism in Eukaryota, Metazoa, Chordata, Actinopteri, Labriformes, Labridae. Gene Ontology annotation, molecular function: NAD+ binding. The record is from RefSeq and is a predicted model, not a curated record.